CCCCUUUCUCUUGUAAGCCUUCCUGACUCCGACCUAUUCCUCGGCAGGAUGGCCUUCUGGAGCUCCUCUAUGCUCCCACUCCUCGGCCUCCUGUCUCUCUUCUUCCUUCACCCCUUCUCUACCUCAUCCUCCGUCCAUGCCAUUCGUCUUGGUGCCGUAGUCCGUAGGCCCUCCCCGGACGUCCCCAUUUUCCGGGAAGCUCCUGCUUUCCGAAAUGGGGACGCCUGUGGGACCCGGGACGCUGACGGCAUUCAUGUCUCCAUGACCCUCGAUGCCAAUUAUCUUCGCGGUACCAUGGCUGCUGUGUUGUCCAUUUUGCAGCACUCCACUUGCCCGGAGAACUUGUCCUUCCACUUCCUUUCUGCUCAGCACGUGCCUGAGAUUGUUUCAAGAAUCCAAGCUACCUUCCCUUACCUCAACUUCAGAGUGUAUCGCUUUGAUUCCAACCGGGUUAGAGGGAAGAUCUCCAAGUCCAUUAGACGAGCUUUGGAUCAGCCUCUGAAUUAUGCCAGAAUUUAUCUUGCAGACAUACUUCCGGCCAAUGUAAGGCGGGUUAUAUACCUUGACUCGGACCUUGUAAUGGUGGACGACAUAUCCAACCUGUGGGGUGUGGAUUUGGGUGACAAGGUGGUGGCGGCACCGGAGUACUGUCACGCCAACUUCACCAAGUACUUCACCGAUGAGUUCUGGUCGAGCGCUGAAAUGGCGAAAACAUUUAAAGGGAGAAGUCCAUGCUACUUCAACACGGGAGUGAUGGUGGUAGAUGUGGAUAGAUGGAGAAAAGGGGGGUACACACAGAAAGUUGAGGAGUGGAUGGCAGUGCAGAAGCAGAACAGAAUAUACGACCUGGGCUCGUUGCCACCAUUUCUACUGGUACUUGCGGGGAACAUAAAAGCAGUAGAUCAUAGAUGGAACCAACAUGGGCUGGGUGGAGACAACUUGGAAGGGAAAUGCAGGAACCUCCAUCCAGGGCCCAUAAGCCUACUCCAUUGGAGUGGGAAGGGGAAGCCAUGGUUGAGGUUAGACUCCAGGAAACCAUGUGCAGUUGAUCAUCUCUGGGCUCCCUACGACCUCUACAGAUCCUCCAGAGUAUCACUGGAAGAAUGAGAGAGAGAGAGAGAGAUAGGCUGUAAGAAAAUUCAUUUCAGGGGAGAGAAACAAGUUAACAAACUAAGAGCUUGAGAGUUCAGAGAAGCAUGCAGUUUCAUUGGUGUGGAAUGAAAUUGUAGAAAUGGAGAAAGUCUUGCUCGGGCUUUUCUUCCAGAAGAG
Messenger RNA from Vitis riparia (riverbank grape), 1269 nucleotides. Its product is annotated as probable galacturonosyltransferase-like 4. Lineage: Eukaryota; Viridiplantae; Streptophyta; Magnoliopsida; Vitales; Vitaceae. The coding region runs from base 49 to 1107 and encodes 352 amino acids. The record is from RefSeq and is a predicted model, not a curated record. Gene Ontology annotation, cellular component: Golgi apparatus. The transcript has a single exon. Gene Ontology annotation, molecular function: glycosyltransferase activity.